UCAAAAUGCGUCUGUAUUUUGGGAACGAAGCUGAGUGCGAAUAUUAACGGCAUAUUUUUGUUUUAUUCAGCUCCCCAAACCUGACGCACUCAGAGGCUGCUGGAUCAGCACCACGGACAGAGACAGGAAUUUGGUUAAAAAGCAGCAGAGCUGGUUCUGCAGAGAUGUGGAAGGACUCCCACUUACUGAAAACGGCUCAAGCUUGAGCAAAACCCCCGAUGUUCAUGUAGAUUAUUCUUGUAAUUUCAUUUCUAUCAAAUAACAAAACUUGCUUAACUACAAGUCUUUCUCCAGUUAAACCUGUGAUUUACAACACAGUCCGCGUCUGAGUUAAUCCCUUUCCCUCCGUUCUGCGUUAAUGCUUUGCAGUGUUUCACGUCAGUCACCUUAACUAGAUUGCUCCAUCAGACGGAAUUACCCGCAUCACUCAAUGAAACACAGUUAUCGAUCACACUGCCCCUCUCUCCGGCCAGCAGCUCUCUCCUGCGCGCGCUCUCCUCUCCUCUCCUCUCCUCUCCUCUCAGCGAGCGCUGCGUCGGAGGGGAAACGAAAACCUAGUCCGAGCUGCUCCACGGGGGGGAUACAAUCCACUGGAUCCUCCUUAUUUUACAGAACACGACAGCAGUGUCUGAUGCGAUGGGAUUCCUUCAGCUCAGGCCACUUUUACUUCCAUAACACUCGGUCUCUUCACCUGGCCCAUGAUUGCCACAAACAUUGAGUGUUACCUCCUGUGGUGACAAACACACUCAAGAGAUUUCCUCCUCCUGCAUCAUCUCAGGACCCACUGAUCUCUCCACCGUCCUGCACCAACCAUCUUUCCCUUUUCCUCUUUUCUUCUGUGUCUCACCGUCCACUGAAAACCUGCCUUUGGAGCCACAAUGGAGGACACUUACAAUAACAGGACUUCUCUGGUGAAAGGGGCCAAAGACAUGGUCAAAGGAGCUAAGCGGCACGCUGCAAAGAAAGUCAACAAAGUGGUUGACCGUGCUGCGGAUGAGUACUCAUCUCAUCGAAGCUACUCUCGAUUCCAAAAUGAGGAGGAUGAAAACGAGGAUUUCUACCAGAACCAACAGGGGCAGGAAGGAGAGGGCUAUGACAACGAGGAAGGCUCCAGCGAUGCCACAGAGGGUCACGAUGAUGAGGACGAGAUCUACGAGGGAGAGUAUCAGGGGAUCCCCUCAGCAGGAGACAAGAAGCAAAAGGAUGGCCAGGUGGUGAUGGGACAACUGAUGUCAGAUGCCACAAGGGACCGUGAUGAUCUGGAGCAGGAGAGGCAGGCGGAUGAAGAGGAGCUGGCCCAGCAGUAUGAGCUGAUCAUGCAGGAGUGCGGGCACGGGAGGUUCCAGUGGCAGCUGUUCCUGGUGCUGGGGCUGGCCCUCAUGUCAGAUGGUGUAGAAGUGUUCGUGGUGGGAUUUGUGCUGCCAAGUGCGGAGACCGACAUGUGCGUGCCAGACUCCAGCUCAGGUUGGCUGGGCAGCAUUGUUUACUUGGGAAUGAUGGUCGGAGCUUUUUUCUGGGGAGGGAUGUCUGACAAAGUGGGCCGCAGACAAUGCCUCCUCAUCUGCAUGUCCACCAAUGGCUUCUUUGCCUUCCUGUCGUCAUUUGUCCAGGGAUACGGCGUCUUCCUUCUCUGCCGUCUCUUUGCAGGCUUUGGGAUAGGAGGUGCUGUGCCCAUAGUUUUCUCCUUCUUUGCAGAGGUGUUGUCCAGAGAGAAACGAGGCGAGCACCUGAGCUGGCUGUGCAUGUUCUGGAUGAUUGGAGAGAUCUAUGCAUCAGCAAUGGCCUGGGCCAUCAUACCCCACUAUGGCUGGAGCUUCAGCAUGGGAUCAGCGUACCAGUUCCAUAGCUGGAGAGUGUUUGUCGUCGUCUGUGCCCUGCCGUGUGUGUGUGCUGUGGUGGCACUUACCUUCAUGCCUGAAAGUCCCAGAUUCUACUUGGAAGUGGGGAAGCACGAUGAAGCCUGGAUGAUCCUCAAACAGAUUCACGACACCAACAUGAGAGCUCGUGGGCAGCCGGAGAAAGUCUUCACCGUAAACAGGAUUAAAAUCCCCAGACAGACGGAUGAAUUAGUAGAAAUGGAAUCAGAAUCUGGAAACUCCAUCUCCAAGGUUUUCUUUAGGAUAAAGUCAGAAGUACAUGGGAUCUAUCUGAACCUUAUGAAAUGCUUCAACUACCCUAUGAAGGAAAACAUGGUCCGACUGGCCAUAGUGUGGUUAACGCUGUCCUUUGGGUAUUAUGGACUGUCCGUCUGGUUUCCCGAUGUCAUCAAACACCUUCAGGCAGAUGAAUACGCCUCCAAAGUGAAGAUCCACAACGAUGAACGCAUCGAAAGCUUUACCUUUAACUUUACGCUGGAGAACCAAAUCCACAACAAUGGUCUCUUCAUUAAUGACCAUUUCAUCAACAUGAAGCUGAAGUCAGUCACCUUCGUUGACUCUACGUUUCGGAGUUGUUUUUUUGACGAUGUGACAUCGGUGGGCACCGUCUUCAGAAACUGCACUUUUAUUGAUUCGUUCUUCUUUAACACAGAUAUCGAUGAAUCCAAGUUGAUAGAUGGCACAGAGGUGAUUAACAGCACUUUCACCCACAACAAGACAGGGUGCCAGAUGACAUUUGAUGAUGACUACAGUGCCUACUGGGUUUACUUCAUCAACUUCCUGGGCACUUUAGCUGUCCUCCCUGGAAACAUCGUGUCUGCACUUCUUAUGGACAAAAUUGGGCGACUUUCCAUGUUGGGUGGCUCCAUGAUUCUGUCAGGCAUCAGCUGUUUCUUCUUGUGGUUUGGCACCAGUGAGUCCAUGAUGAUCUUCAUGUUAUGCCUUUAUAAUGGUCUGAGCAUUUCUGCCUGGAACUCUCUGGAUGUGGUCACCACAGAGUCUUUUCCUACUGUCAGGAGGGGAACUGGCUUUGGGUUCUGCAAUGCCUUGUGUAAGCUGGCUGCUGUCAUGGGAAACCUAAUUUUUGGUUCUCUAGUUGGUAUCACCAAAGCCGUCCCUAUUCUAAUGGCCUCGUCGGUGCUUGUUGGAGGAGGCCUGAUGGGGUUGCGGUUGCCAGACACCCGGGCAAAUGUUCUCAUGUAGCGCUACUGACCAGUUUGUCAAUCCCUAUGAGUGUUUGAGGAAGCCCGUAGAGUUUUUGAGUGAGGAGUACAAGAGGCUUGGUUCAUCUUAAUACUAAAAAUCUCAUUUUAUCAACAUACAUUAAAGCUGUGGCUAUGCACACACACACACACACACACACACACACACACACACACACACACACACACACACACACACACACACACGCACGCACGCACGCACGCACGCACACACACACACACAUAGUGCUGUAAAGGAGGGCUGCUGUGACAGCAAGCAUGUUCUCGAUAUGUUCUAAUCAUUGAAUUACCUUCUCAGCCUUCAUUGGGUUCUACAGGAGAUACUAAAUACUCUUUUUAAUCAGAUAUGCAGUUCAAACGGGGAAACAUCUAAAACCACCAGGAGUCCAGCAAUCUAGCACACCCCUGCUAAAGCUACAAGAAAAAGAAGAAGAAGAAGAAGAAGAAGAAGAAGAAGAAGAAGAAGAAGAAGAAGAAGAAGAAGAAGAAGAAGAAGAAGAAGAAGAAGAAGAAGAAGAAGAAGAAGAAGAAGAAGAAGAAGAAGAAGAAAAUAUCUUUUCUAUGGCACCUCUCGAGAUAAAUAUCACGAGGUGCUUCACAAAAACAAAAAAUGUAAAAUAUAAAAAAGAAUUUAGAAAAUGUAUUAAACUAUAUUUAAAAUGAGCAAAAAAUAGACAAUUGUGAUUAAAAAAUGUAAAGAAAGAGUGAGAAAGUGAAUAGGGAAGACGGAAAUCAGUGGAUCCUGAGGUAGGUGGAAUAGGAAGGGAGAGCAGAACAAGGAGAGAGUGAUGUAGGUCACACCAAAGCCAACGCGAACAAGUGAGAUUUCAGCUGCUUUUUAACGGAGACCACUGAGUCCACUGAUCUCAGGCUCAGGGAGUGAGAGGUCCAGAGUCUGGGGGCCACAGCAGCAAAUGAACGGUCACCUUUGGUCUUUAGCCUGGUGCGCUGCACAACCAGUAGGCUUUGAUCACUGGACCUCAGGGACCUGCUGGGGGUGUAGGGACUAAGAAGAUCACGAAUGUAAGAUGGUGCUUCUCCAUGUAAGGCCCUAUAGACGAGCACAAGGAUCUUGAAAGGAACCCUGAAGUUGACUGCCAGCCAAUGAAACUGGAGGAGAAGCGGGGUGAUGUGGGUGUGUUUGGAGGACUUGGUCAGAAGCCGAGCACAGGCAUUCUGAACCACCUGUAGACGGUUCAGGGAGGUUCUGCUCAGACACGUGAAAAGAGAGUUGCAGUAGACUAAGAGUGAGGAGAUGAAGGUGUGGAGAACAGUCUCAAGUUCAGAAUGGGACUCAGCUUAGCAAUGUUCCUGAGAUGGAAGAAGGAAGAGCGAACAAGAGAACUGACAUGAGAAUCCAGGGUGAGAGCUGAGUCAAAGCUCAUACCAAGAUUCCUGACAGAAGGUUUGGUGUGAGAAGCAAGCUGACCAAGAGAGUCUUUGACUUUGGGAACCGGCUUGUCUGGGGCACAGAUGAGGAUCUCAGUCUUAUCUUCAUUCAGCUGUAGAAAUUUCCCAACCAUCCAGGUUUUAAUAGAGUCUAAGCAGGUGUGUAACAGCUGCAGCUUAAACAUCUCAUGGGGCUUAAAGGAGAUGUACAGUUGGAUGUCAUCUGCAUAAAGAUGGUAGGAGAUUCCUUUUAAGGAGCUCAGGAUGUGCUGAAGAGGAAGCAGAUAGAGUAGGAAGAGCAGAGGUCCCAGCACAGAACCUUGUGGGACACCAUGGGUAAGGGAGGUGGUGGAGGACCUAAACCUGGAGAUGGCCACAGAGAAGGAGUGCUCAGAAAGAUAAGAGGAGAACCACUCCAGAACAGUUCCUGAUAGGCCUACCCAGUCUCUCAGCCUCUCCAGUAGCAGGUGAUAGUCAACAGUAUCAAACGCUGCCGUCAGGUCCAGCAGGACUAGAACAGAGAACAGUCCCCUGCAUCACUAUGAGUCAGAAGGUCGUUAGAGACCCUAAGAAGAGCUGUUUCAGUAGAAUGAGCUCUAAUGGAAGCUAUCAUAGAUGUUAUGUUCAUCAAGAGCAGCUGUGAGUUGUUUAGCCACAACCUUUUGCAAGAUAACCAGAUGGCAAGCAGGAGGUGGGGACGCAGAAACUGACAACUUAAAGAAAAUGCAAUGGUGAUCUGAAAUGUAAACAUCCUCAGGACAAACACUGUCAGUAUUUAGACUUAGGGUAAAAACAAGGUCUAGAGUGUGUCCCCUGGUGUGUUUGGGACCAGAAACCUGCUGGGUAACGCUGAAGGAGUCCAUAAGGCUGGAGAAAUUCAUGGCAAAGUGGUCUGAGGGAUCAUCAACGUGGAUGUUAAAGUCAUCAACAAUCACCAGUCUGGAUAGCUUCACAGUGGAGGAUAGAAAGUCACUAAACCCCUGAGGGAAAGAACUGUUUGGACCAGGUGGACGAUUAACCACAGCACAGUAAAAUGGGGUUUUACGCCCGACUUUAGUCAGCUGCAGUUCAGAGGAAGCAAAGUGACCAGAGGUUGUAGAGCUACAUGGAAGAUGGUCUCUGAAAACAACAGCUAGGCCUCCACCAUGACCAGAACUUCGGGGCUGGCUAAGGAAAGAAUAACUACUCGGGCAGAGUUCAAUCAGACCAGAAUAAUUAGAUGUUUGCUGCCAGACUUCAGUCAGAAACAAAAAAUCUAGGUUUUUAGAGAAAAUUAGAUCAUUAAGCAGGAAGGACUUAUUGUUAACAGAGUGGGUAUUUAAUAGAGCCAUGCUGAGUGAGGUGGAGGAAUCAGAAACUACAGAAACAGCUGGAGUUAGUGGAUGUAGAUUACCAGGGAUAGAUCCUCGGUGUUUAUAAAAACCACUUAUGGAGGGAACAGGAGGAGAAACCACUGAAGAAUGAGGAUAAACAGACCUUAAAAAACUUGGAUGGAGAAACUGCGCCGCAACACGGCCUGGCGGGAAUGCGGAAGUGGCGCUCAGGUCGCCAAACAAAGAACAAGAAGCUAGAAGAUUACGUCAAUGUUUACUAGAUAAAUGUGAUGCUAGCACACCUCUGCUAAAGCUACAACAGGCUAAAACAAAAGUCCCACUCGUGAUGCUAGCACCCCCCUGCUAACGCUACAACAGGCUAAAACAAUAGUCCAAUGUAAUGCAAAGUUGAACACUAGACUAAUGACUGUUGCUCCAAUACACUAAAAAUAAUCUCUUUUUGUUCUCCUUCCUUCCACAGUUAGCUUGAAGUUUACAGAUUGACAUGAUUGACAUCAAUGAUGGUCGAGUUAGCAUUCAAGCUAGGCUGGUGUGAUAAGCUGAUUUUGUGUUAAUGCAUCACAUUGCAGUGCAUUCUGGGUAAGAGGGCACAUUCUCGUUGAUUGACAGCUGCCUCUUGGAUGUAGCUCUAUUGUCAAGGCUCUAUAGCUCACGCAAAAAGUUGUUUUGCUGUAGAGACCUGGGGAGGGACUUUAGGCUGAUUCAUGCUUCUUCGUCUGCGUCAGUGCGGAGACAUGCAACGCCAUUAUCCAUCUUUGCGGGCCUGCUGGAGAGCCCCACAAUGACGAACGGAGUCGAGCUCUCUAAACCCAUGUUUCCUGUCAUUUACGUCCACAAAUAAAACGCUUGCUGCGUAUCUUUUCACUCCUCCAGUCACGAGGAAAUGAAAUGUUCGUAUUUUUAGAAUUUUUUCACGAGGUAUUCUUCAAACUUCUCCGUGUCUGCCGCUAGUUAUUCUCAGCUCUCUUUAUGUUUUUGAGGGCGCAAUGGCAGCGGUGUAUAUGACAGCGGUGCCCUGACCAAUCACAAGCUUGCAUUCUCCGUCUCGAUGGACGGAUGUUUAGAAAAGAGAGCUCGACUCCGUCCGUCCUUGCGGGGCUUACCAGCAGGCCGGCAAAGAUGGAUAAUGGUGUUGCGUCUCCGCACUGACGCAGACGGAGAAGCAUGAAUCAGCUAUUUAAUUUAUAUCAGAACAGGGUCAGACAGUCAAAUUUAAAACAUUUAGCGAGUUACUGUUUACCACAGCUUUAAAAUUAGACAAGCUUUUUAAAACAAGUUUGUCCUCCUAAAAACCCUGGAGGAUUUCAUAUAAACAACGUAGAAAAUUGCCCAGACUUCUUUCCAAGUUCUGUUUGACUGCUCCAGUCAUGACCUCAUGUAAAGAAACCACAUGGUUGGAAGUCUGGGGCUUUUAAUAUUGAUACAGUCUGAUUAAAACAAGCCAGAUGGGGGAAAAAGUCAAAAACAAGCUGUAAUGAGCACAACCAACCUGUUGUGUGACAACGCAGGGAAUACAUGAUCAGACAGAGCAGACUCGUUGACAGCUGGCUUACCCACGAGAAAACCGAACACGACAUUUGCGCAGAAAGUCGACACGCAGAAACAAAUCAAAAGUGUUGAAGCAGUAAGUAACAUUAUGAGUACAAAUACUGAGGAUCAGGUGUUUUUCAACCCUGCUUUUGCAUUAGACUACCAACAUGAUGCAGUUUGUUAAAUGGCAUUUUCACGGACAUCUGUAACCUUUCAAAGUAGAUCUUUAAAAUGAGACCAAGCCCUUAGUAUUGCUGACCCCAACUUGAAUUGAAAAGGCCAUUCUGUAAAAAAAAAAAAAAAAAGACAAGAUUUUCUUUUGUACCAAUAAUUGUGUGUGAUGUUGAAUCUGAGGAUCCUUAAUUCCCAGGUUAAAAGAUAGAGUGAAAAUCUGUUCAUUUCUUGUCUUUGUGUGUAUUUGUGUAAAAAAGAUCUAUGAUGAGAACUCCUUUAGCUCUGUGUCGAAACCUGCUUGUGGCAAUUUCCUGCUGCUUCCUUUUUCAUAAUAUCAAAUGGCCUUUUUGAAUGUGCCUCUCCUUGACCGGAACAGUCCGCCCAUAGUUGUGUGUCACCCAAAGGUCACGAGGAUCAGAUGGGGAUUUAGCAGAGAAAAAUACAAAUAAACAAGGCAAAAUAUGUAAAUAAAAGAAAAUAUUUCCAGAAAGUAAAACGGAUUGAUUUUUUAAAAACGCCAUUUGGUUUAGUUUGAGUUUGCGGGCUUCAUUUUCUUCUACGUUCUCCACCUUUUCCCUCAAACUGGUGUCUGUGCUUUAGACGAAGGCUUUUACCCUCGUGUUGUUCACUCACAGCUAAAAAAGAAAACGUGCUGUAUGUGUGCAUUUAUUUCCAAAAGCCUUGAGCUUUGCCAACUUUCUUUGUAAAACGUGCAAGAAAAUAUCUUGUGAAGUGUUGCUGUUGCUCAGCAGAUAAUUUUGACAGUGUUUUCAAAAUUUUCAACAACUGUAUAAAGAUUCUAAAUAAAAAUAAAGAUUCUAAAUAAAAUGCAAUCCCUUAUGCUGCUGACGGCUGUCUGUAGCAGACGGAUAUGAGACGGCGUGACCUGCCUGGUUCUGGAUGGAAUACUAGUACCUGUUGUGUCAGAGAUGUUUGUUGUACGCAAACUGUAUUUUUGUGUGUGUGCCGAUGAGACAAAGACAUGAAGAGUAUUGUGUGUGUGUGAGUCACCAUGUGGACACAUAAAUGUAAAUAUAAUGUCAAUAUCAAAGCUAAUAUAGGUGAACCUCCAGGUUAAAAGUGUUUUCUGAUUCAUGUGUCUGACUGAUGACCUUUUUCUGUGUCUCUGCUGGAAACGUGUGUGUCCUUUGAUUUCACCAGCUGCUAUGUGUGUGUGUGUGUGUGUGUGUGUGUGUGUGUGUGUGUGUGUGUGUGUGUGUGUGUGUGUGUGUGUGUGUGUGUGUGUGUGUGUGCAUACUUGCAUGUGUGCCGUAAAGUUAUUUUGUGUUCUUGAAGUAAAUGAUCCUUGUUGAGAGCGAUGGCAGAUUUUUGUGGAGGAAAAAUGUGAAUGUAUUACUCUUGUAGGUUUUGUUGAUCCAUUUUUUUUAGGUAGUUGAAUCUAUGUGAACAUUUCAGUUGUAAAUAUGUGUUGUACAAAAAUCUACUAGUAAAAAAAAUAACUGACCUGUGAUUUGAGAGGUCAAAAUAUGUGACAUGUGAAUACAUAUUUGCCAAAUGAGGUGCUGUAUAUGACGGGAAACACUGCAGACUGAUCUGCUUUGGAAACACGUGCAGUAGAAUAAAAUACAUGCUCUCGAGCAAAUCAA
This is a messenger RNA of Nothobranchius furzeri (turquoise killifish), 9134 nucleotides long. RefSeq names its product synaptic vesicle glycoprotein 2Ca (gene sv2ca). Gene Ontology annotation, cellular component: synaptic vesicle membrane. The record is from RefSeq and is a predicted model, not a curated record. NCBI's taxonomy places the organism in Eukaryota, Metazoa, Chordata, Actinopteri, Cyprinodontiformes, Nothobranchiidae. Gene Ontology annotation, biological process: chemical synaptic transmission; transmembrane transport. Gene Ontology annotation, molecular function: transmembrane transporter activity.